This is a messenger RNA of Dermacentor albipictus, 1103 nucleotides long. RefSeq lists its product as uncharacterized. Lineage: Eukaryota; Metazoa; Arthropoda; Arachnida; Ixodida; Ixodidae. The record is from RefSeq and is a predicted model, not a curated record.
GCGUGAAGCAUGACCGCCCCUGCGCUGUCCUGUCCUGGGAAAUAACCGGCUGCACUGACCGUACGAGGCAGGCGACCAUGGCCGGGAAAGAAACAGCUGGACCCCACUUUACGAUGUCGAGUGGCAGUUGCAACGUGGACCAGGGUACAAGCAGUGCAGCCACUGAUCUAAUUCAUGGGAGUGGCGUCAGCACCAUUCCUGUGGCUCUUGUGCCUACCAAUGGAGGUUCCAUCAGGAUCACAAAUCCACAGGCUGUCCAGAAGGCACUCAAGGCCACGUCUAACCACUUCCAGACCAUCACUGAUGUGCGAGCGUUCGGACGGGGAGGUAUAGUGUGUCGUUCACCCGACCAGACCUGUGUAGAAGACCUCUUGAAAUGCACUUCAUUCGCUUCCACCCCGGUUCCGGCUUUUGACGGUGCAGACGUUCUUAAGGAUUUACGAAUCACCACUGCGUCAUUCCCAAAGUUCCCGAAGAAACCAGAGAAGCAGCGUGGCACCAGCGAGAGAACCAGGCGGCCAACAGAAUGCAAGAGUGCCGUGUUUGCCGGUUCGGUUUCACCGACACGGAGACCUUCCAAAAGCACGUCGCUGACCACUUGCUUUGGAAAAUGAACAACUGCUUCAAGUGUGGUAAACUGUUCAUGUGGCCUUCGGGCCUCACGAGGCAUUUCCGUACGCACGGAGAACCAUCCUUUGAGUGCUGCGUGUGCGCCAAGAAAUUUUAUAGAAAAGAUGUCCGCAAGAGGCAUAUGAUUACAUGCCACAUAGGCGCACAGCACUGAGAAGCCGUUGUAGGGUCUCCUUAACACGGCAGCGCAGACCACGAAAUUCGACGAGACGUGGUAAAGGACCGUCGCACUUGGAACUGGCACCGGCAUCGGUGCAGACGGAAGUUCGCCUCGGAAGAGGUAAUUCUCUGGAUGUCACCCUGUCGCCAAGACGUGUCGUGUGCUUUCGCAGAAGAAUUUGCGGUCUGGGCCUCAAUUGUUCUAGUUCUGUGCUAACUUCUCGACAAACAAAAUUGGGCUAAUCUUAUUCCUUCUGACUACGGCUGAAGAAUGCCUGUGAAUAAAGUUCUUACAUUGGUUAUCUCAAGCAACA